This is a messenger RNA of Neoarthrinium moseri, 471 nucleotides long. RefSeq lists its product as uncharacterized. The transcript has a single exon. The coding region runs from base 1 to 471 and encodes 156 amino acids. Lineage: Eukaryota; Fungi; Ascomycota; Sordariomycetes; Amphisphaeriales; Apiosporaceae. The record is from RefSeq and is a predicted model, not a curated record.
AUGAUGUCGCCGAAGCAUGGUAUGCAGGAGAAAUUGCGGGAUUCCACGAGUAUCAAAGAUGAAAAUGAGCUUUAUUCCUCGUCUAAGGCAGCCAACUGGUUGCUGGCAUCUCAACUCGCACAGAGCCAAACCGGAGGGAAAGGUAUCGUCCAUUUGGCCGGAAACCCAGGCAACUAUAAUACCAACAUUUGGCAGCAUACGCCCAGCCUCCUUUACUAUGUUCUCUGGCCUAUACUCAGAGAUCCUGUUAACGGGGCGAAUACAUAUCUGUGGAUGGCUUUCUCCGAGUCCAUUGCUAUAGAGGACAGCAUGGCAGGUCGCUAUGCCAUUUGCGACGGGAGAUGGCACUCUGGGCAGCGACAAGAUCUUAUCCUGGCGUUGAGGUCUGUCGAGGAGGGCGGUUCGGGGAGAGCGAGAGAAUAUCUCCACUGGUGCGAGAACAAUAUCAAGGACUUUUUGAGCGAGGACUAA